Messenger RNA from Naegleria lovaniensis, 1185 nucleotides. RefSeq lists its product as uncharacterized. Bases 1 to 1185 code for a protein of 394 amino acids. The record is from RefSeq and is a predicted model, not a curated record. Lineage: Eukaryota; Heterolobosea; Eutetramitea; Acrasida; Naegleriidae. Gene Ontology annotation, cellular component: endoplasmic reticulum. The transcript has a single exon. Gene Ontology annotation, molecular function: ubiquitin binding.
AUGUCUCAAUAUUUGUAUGAUUUGUUCUCUUGGUUGAUGAGCAAAAUUUCGGGAUUGCUUCCCUUUAAACUUGCCGUGAAUCCGAGCGAAAAAGUGAUCAGGGAACAGUUACGAACCCAUUCUGUGGCGACCAAUAACCAACCAUUACAAGAUUUGAUUGUAGAUAUUAUUUCUCAUUUGCCAUCAUUGGACGAAUUUGGAGAACAUCAUGAUCAGGAAGCACAUCAUCAUCAACAUCAUCCUAACGUGAUGGAAAUGAUUCCUCAUCUAUUUGAAGGAACCUUUAAAGAAGCUGUUGACUUUUGUAAAAACAAUGAUCAAUUAUUAUUUGUAUAUUUACACUCACCCGGACAUGAUGAUAGCUAUGAAUUUAUUCAGCAUGUUUUUUGUCGAAAGGAGUUCAUUGAAUUUGUAAAUGCUAAUUUUGUAGUUUUCGCGAGCUCUAUCAAAUCCUCAGAAGGCUUUGCAGUUUCUAAUCAAAUUCAAGCAACUUCAUUUCCUUUCCUUGCCAUAUUAAUGGGAAGCAAAGUAUACUGGAAAAUGGAUGGACUCUCUGAAUUGAUGACUUCUUCACAACAAAGUGGCAUUCAUCUCAUUGACGCUUUACUUACACAAUUAAUUAGCGAGCAUGAACGAUUGGAUGCUCAAUUAGUCAUUCAACGAAAUGAAAAACAAAUGAGAGAAUUCGAACGAAGAGCAAGAGAAGAGCAAGAUAGAGCUUAUGAGGAAUCUUUAAGAAUAGACAGAGAAAAAGAAGAAAAAAGGCUUCAAAUUGAACGCGAAAAAGAGAGAGCUCUUAAUCAAUUCAAACUCAAGCUCUUCGAAAACGAGACAAAGCGAAAUGAAAUCAGACAGAACUUGGUUUUUUAUAGCAAUGAGCCAAAUUAUAAGAAUAUCAAGCUUAAAUUGCCCAACGGAACAGAAACACAAAACAAAUUUUCACUACACUUAACUUUUGGAGAUCUACAUAGAUUUAUUCAUGCAUAUUCAGGCUCAUGGCAACCUUCAAGGUUUAGCAAGCUUGAAACUGACUAUGAAUUGACCCUUAACUCUUUCCCAAAACGACAAAUUCCGUUCGAUGACUCACAAUCUCUUGCUUCCAUCGAAGGAAAAGCGUUAUUGAUCUAUGUAAGAGAGUCAGAGCAUGACGAGGAUGAACAAUUUGCUCUUCAACACUCUUUGUAA